Aureobasidium vineae is the source of this 2826-nucleotide messenger RNA. The record is from the annotation of a GenBank genome assembly. Lineage: Eukaryota; Fungi; Ascomycota; Dothideomycetes; Dothideales; Saccotheciaceae.
AUGGCUCCCAGUCGGUAUGCGGAGAGUCGACGCCAAGCGGCUCUCGACCCCAGUCCCUGGAGCGUCAUUGCCUGUGCCCUGGGCCUUGCCGCUGUAGAGAGCUUUACCAUCUAUUUUUUUGCAGCACCUGCCGUAUCCGCCAUUCCUUUUGUCGCAACCAAGUGCCAGCGCGAGGUGAUGCUCGCACUGACUCGCCAACCAGGCACAUCGCUCUUCUGUGCCUCUACCUCUCGACGACUUUGCCAUUCCACCUACCGUCGCGCCUUCUCCACCACCCGCCACGCUGCUCGGGAAUUUUCCAUCUCUCGAGUAAACCAUGCCGAUUCCAAAGCCAGACGUCCUUCAACACGCAAACAUGGCGGCCCAUUCAAAAACGAUGGAAAGAAGCUCAAGUUCCUCGAUGUCCUAAAAGAGCAGCUCGGCACCCUCAAGCUCGAAUUGCACGCCACUCCCAUAGGCCAGAAACUCGACCAAGACGGCAGAUUCAGAGACACAUGGUCUGAUUUUACAGAAUCUAUCAUCGCAACUGGCGAUCCAACCUCUACUCACCCCAUCGUUGUUGCCAGGAGAAAUGAACAUCAAGCUCUGCGUGAUGCUUGGUUCGAAANNAGAGGCCACAAUGGCUUGCAGGAUCGCAUCAAAUAUGCCUUUUACAAUCAUGUCACUUCUCAACACUUCACUGCCUCCGACAUUCGCAACCAAAAGGCCCUUGCCGACUUGCGCUAUCCUACAGAAUGGUAUCCCGCCACUCGCAUCAUCCACCGUACCAUCCACCUUCACGUCGGCCCAACGAACUCUGGCAAGACAUAUCACGCUCUACAACGUCUAGAACAGGCUGAAACUGGUGUCUACGCUGGUCCUCUGCGUCUGCUUGCUCAUGAAGUCUAUACUAGACUCAAUGCAAAGGGCAAGCAGUGCAUGCUUGUGACUGGUGAAGAAAAACGUGCUCCCGACGACGAGUCUUUGGCUGCCGACAUAACCAGCUGUACCGUCGAAAUGAUGCCGCUCAACAAGGACGUCGACGUUGCCGUCAUCGACGAGAUUCAAAUGAUAGGUAACGCCGAUAGAGGCUGGGCUUGGACACAGGCUGUGCUGGGUGUAAAGGCUCGUGAAGUCCACUUGUGCGGUGAGACCCGAACCGUUCCAUUGAUACGUGAAUUGUGUGCCUCGCUCGGUGAGAAGCUUGUCGUCCACGAGUACGAGCGUCUGAGUCCUUUACAGAUGGCGGAUAAAAGUUUGCAGGGCAACCUCAAAAAGCUGCGAAAAGGCGAUUGUAUCGUCAGCUUUAGCGUCAUGGGUAUUCACGCGCUACGCAAGCAGAUUGAACAGUCUACAGGAAGAAAAGUAGCGACCGUGUAUGGUAGCUUGCCACCUGAGACUAGAGCUCAACAAGCACGUCUAUUCAACGACCCCGACAACGACUAUGACUUUUUGGUUGCUAGUGAUGCCAUUGGUAUGGGUCUCAACCUGAGCAUCAAACGCGUCAUCUUCGAGUCGUCGGCCAAAUUCGAUGGAUUCCGUCAAAGAACUCUGGUUGUUCCAGACAUCAAACAAAUUGCUGGACGCGCCGGUCGUUUCAAGAGUGCUUAUCAGGCAAACAAGGCUUCAGAGAAGGCGGCUGCUCAAGCGCUUGCAGAGGCAAAAGGAGAGUCGGCACCCGGAAAGGAGACCAUCACUGAAGAGGCUACGACACUCUCAGAGGUGUCUUCACAAGCUCCAGUAUCUGGUACUGAAUCUACUACUUCUGACACCCAAGAAGAACCUGUAGACUCGAAAGAUUCGACACUAGGCCUUGUAACCACUCUCGAGGACUUUGAUUUCCCCGUCAUUGCCAAGGCCAUGAAGCAAGAGCCCGAGCCCAUUCGUUCUGCAGGCAUCUUCNCCCCUGCACCCAUUGUCGAACGUUUUGCUUCAUACUUCCCUCCGGGUACACCAUUUUCGUACAUCCUCAUGCGACUACACGAGCUAUCCCAAAUGCAUUCGAGGUUUCAUCUCUGUGGCCUCAGAGAUCAGCUUUGGAUUGCUGAUUUGAUUGAGCCUGUCCAGGGAUUGACAGUCACAGAUCGAAAUAUUCUCUGCGCUUGUCCAGCGUCCAAGUCUGACAAGGAUUUGAUCAGCAAACUCAUGCCAGCUCUGGCACGCUGUAUAGAACAGCAAGGUGGUGGUGCUCUCUACGACAUUGAAGAAAUGCCUCUCGAGGUCCUGGAACUGGAAAUGUCGGCAAACAGAGAUUAUCUCCGGCAACUUGAGCAACUACACAAGGCCAUUGUUGCCUAUCUGUGGCUUAGUUACAGAUUCGCAGGAAUCUUCUCUACGCGUCCCUUGGCUUUCCACGUCAAGGGACUUGUAGAAGAAANNAAGAUCGAACACGUUCUUCACCAAUUCUCUUUUACAGAGGGCCAGAGAAGAAAGAUUAAAGCCGCGCGAGAGAAGUCGUUGCUGGCAGAUGCCCAAAGAGAGUCUAUGCUGGCUGAUGAGGAAGACGGCCAUGAAGCAGUUACAGAACUUGACCAACAGACCAGUGUCACUGCUGGAGGUGAUCAGUUCUCGGGAGAAACCGAUAUCGAAAUCAUGGACGCGGCCGAGUGGACUGCGAGUGAGNAGUCUGCCACGAGCCAGGUAAGCAUGAACUCGGACGUGGCUCGAGACUUGGCCCCUCGAACAGCAAACCAUGACGAAGUGCAAACAACACAAGAAUCAGUAGACUCCAUGGGGAAUGAUCAGGAGCAAAAGAUUGGUUCGAGUGUUUCGGAGAUGGACGAGGUCAACCUAGCGCAUGACAAGGCAACGACCAGCUCGGAGAAGACGCAGAAGCGCGAAGAGUAG